Symbiodinium sp. CCMP2592 is the source of this 1518-nucleotide messenger RNA. The record is from the annotation of a GenBank genome assembly. NCBI's taxonomy places the organism in Eukaryota, Dinophyceae, Suessiales, Symbiodiniaceae.
GUCUCUGACCAGGUUGCUGUCACGGGCGCCAUGGUCGGCAACGGCAGAGGCGUGGCAUCAAGCAACAUGCUGAACGAUCUCAUGACACCUUUGACGUUGAGGAAAAUGGCUUUGGAGCUGGGUUUCGAGACUCGCAACCACAUCCGGCCGAGCCUCCCGUCUCUGCCAGUUUCGAUGGUCAGGGCCACAGGCCAGGUUAAAGAAGUCCGAGAUCUGUUGGAAGCACGCUCACAGCAGAUUGAGGCCACCAGGCCAAAAGCCAGAGCUCCCGCCGCCAUCAAAACGAAGGCCAUGCCGGCAGGUGGGCGGGUUAAGGCAUGGAGGUUCAGCGAUUCGGGUGAGACGGGGACGGAAUUUGGCUUCACCACUGACGACUCCUACGAUAUUGUGAGCAUGGUUGGCGGCAAAGGCCUCACAGACUUUGAGUCCGAUGCUCCCAAGCGUGCAACACUCCCAGGAGCUGCUUCGGCCAGUGGCGUUGCGCCAGGUUCCCGACCCCAGUCUUCGGCAUCUGAUGGCACUGAAGAUCCGGACGCCGGUGCUCUGCCAGCCUCUUUGCCAGUGUCGUCCGAGGCAGAGGACGACGCGUAUUACAUGGUGGACAAAAGCCAACAGUCUGCGAGUACGAAGAUGUGGCAGGAUCGCAACCCGGAAAGCCCAGUUGCCUCGCCAAGGUGGACCUCCGAAGACUUCGUUCGGCUGCAAGGGGUAGUGAAAGACCUUGGAGACUUGAAUCGUCAGCUCAUGGCUUUCACCGCCAGCCCGGACGAGCUUGACGAGGAAGUCGAAGUUGAGGUCGAGGUUGAGGACGAGCCGGUGGAGGAGCAGAAUGUGAAGAUCGAGGAGGAGGCGGCUGACUAUGGUGGCGAUACGGAUAUGGAGCAGCAAGAGUCAGACCAAGCCGGCAAAGGAGAAGCUGAGGCUAUGGAGGAAGAGCACCCACCUACAAGCCCGGUGCCUUCUGAAGGCGAGGAAGAGACCAAGCCCGAGCCAGCUGCGGAUGAUAAGUCCAUGGCAGCGGCCUCUGGCCAGGUGUUCGUCGACCCCAACAUGACAGCCGCCGCUGCCGUCGAAAAUCUGGUUCAGGCUGUCAACCGACUACAGAAGGCUGGCGAGAAGGACGAGGGCCAGGAUCCGGAGUCAGCUGAGACGUUAGCCAGGCUGUUUGAGUUGUUGGAGACACAAAAGGUCCAGCAACAGACGCUACUGACGCGACUCACAAAGGUCACGAACCAGGCUGAGGCAGACCAGCGCAAGAAGGAAGUUUUCGAGGUCAUGUACAACCGUGACUUUUCGAGGCUGAGGCACCUCCUGUGCAACGAGCUGCCGGUCUCAGAGCUGGCUACCCUGCGCGAUCACCAAGGCAUGAGCCUUGCUCAUCAUUUGGUCGAAAGCCCCUUCAUUGGCGGAUGUGGCAACACUUCCAUCCGGUAUGCCGCCCAAUUGGCUCAAGGUGCCUACGCUGUUAUGGUGACCACUGUGCUGUGCUGCAAUGCUCCUGGCAAUGGCGUGGUCUGA